UUUCAGACAGACUGUUUUGCUGCAGUGAACGGUAGCCGUGGAGAGAAGAAAAGGCAAGAAAAACAAGAAGACAGCGGAGGACAGAACGAGUACCAAGACAGACAGAUCCACUGGGACCUUAGCGCGAGCGCCAGCAGGCAUAGACGGGUCCGACACUCCAGAACACACGGAGACGACGGGCAUCACAAGGAGCGCAUAUAUCGGGCUUCGGUGAGCUUCUUCACUUCUCCGUGCCUCGAGAGGACUAUUGGGUUUGACGUACGGACGGAUGAGCGUGACGCGCGCGCGUGACAGUAUGGCAUUCCCGUCAAUCCAACGGUCCGCUUUCAGGGCACUCGUGGCCUUUACGGUGCUUCUCGCUACCUCUGUUCGGAGCAACGACGUUAACAACAACGAUGAGGAACUUUUCCAGCCAGUGACCCAAGAUGAGACAGUGGCAGUGGGCGGAACAGUGACCCUGACCUGCAACGUAAAGGAAAACGAUAACUCCUCUCUCCAGUGGUCAAACACGGCACAGCAAACCCUGUACUUCGGAGAGCAGAGAGCACUGAGAGAUAACCGUAUCCAGUUGGUGAAGUCCACGGCCACAGAACUGAUAAUCACCAUUGCAAAUGUUCAGCUGUCAGAUGAUGGAGACUACACAUGUUCCAUCUUCACCAUGCCUGUACGGACUGCACGGGCCACCGUUACUGUACUUGGUGUUCCAGGUAAGCCUGUGAUAACAGGUUUUGAAGAUGCUGUUCAGGAGGAUAGCAAAGUUAUUCUCACCUGUACCAGUUCAGGCAGCAAACCUCCUGCUAAACUACACUGGUACCGAGAUAAUGAGGAGCUACAAGGCCGUCCUGAUGUAGUGGAAUCCAACCCAGAUGAACCGACCUACACAGUAACCAGCGAGCUCACCCUCACUGUCACCAGGAAUGAUAACAAUGCUAUGAUCGCCUGUGUGGUGGAUCACCCAUCCAUCGCCAAUGGAGACAAGAAGACAGAGCAGCCACUCAGCGUCUUGUUUUCUCCAAGUAUAUGGAUUCAGCCUGAGAGUGACCUGCCCAGAGAAGCAGAGAAGUUUUACCUGCAGUGUGUGGGGAACGGAAACCCAGAACCAACUGCAUUCGAGUGGGAAAAAAAAGACGGAGAGCUUCCCCCACUGGCGAAGGUGGAUGGUGCGUUCUUGCGCUUUGAAUCUCUCAACAAGUCGGAUAAUGGCGUUUAUCGGUGCCAGGCUGAUAACGGGAUCGGCAAGGGGGAGGGAUCAUACACACUCCUGGUGCAAGAUCUAAGAGAUCCAGACCUCCUCAUCCUCAGCUCUCCUCCUCCUCUUUUCCAUUCAUCCUCUGUUUCUCCUACAUCUCCUCCUUAUCCCUCCAUUUCAGCUUCCACGGAGGGUAAAACGUACCCUUCUCCCUCCUCUUCCACCUCUGUCCCUACGUUCACUCAAUCCAUCACUUCUACUCUUGCUCCUUCACCCACUACCUUUCCCUCUCUCCCUCCUUCUCCUGAAAUUCCCACCACCUCUUUUUCCAACGCUCUCUUCCCUGAUCUCUCUCUUCCGCCCUCCUCUGUUCCUGCUCACACCCCUCCGUCACCCCCCUUAUCACCUCCCGUCACUCCUUCAUCUGUCCCCCAGCUGAAUGGAGUGUACACCUUUACAGAAGCCGGAGAGAACGCUGCAGACCCCACAGUGAUGUCCACCCCCUCAGGAGUAGACCAUGCAGUGAUCGGUGGAGUGGUUGCUGUCAUUGUCUUCAUCAUGCUUUGUCUCCUCAUCGUCCUCGGCAGAUACUUAAUCAGACAUAAAGGUACAUACCUGACUCAUGAGGCGAAAGGUUCUGAUGACGCUCCUGAUGCAGACACAGCCAUCAUUAACGCUGAGGGCGGCCACUCUGGGGUAGAUGACAAAAAAGAGUACUUCAUCUAGAGAUCAAUCCCUCCGUACCCUCUUCCUUCUCACGCUUCAGUUCACUCAGCCUGACAGGGGAUGACAGAAGAAAGAGGGAAUAUGUGAGAGAGAAAAAAAAACAAAGUGUUGACCUGUUGGAACUGAAGAACCUCAAAUAAGCUUCAACACGCAAAACAGGGAAGUGAGAGUUAUGCACUGAUGUUUGGGGCUCAUUUUCUCACACACACUUACACACAUGGGUUCAUACAACUUACAUAUACACACACACUCGCCAUGUCUGCAUUGCCAUAAUCACACAUGAGCAAACACACAUGACAAACCUUAAACAAUAAAAAAACGUACAUAAAGGCAAUAUGACAGUGACCACUCCUCGCUCAUCUCCACUGAUUCCUUUGAAACGGUGCAGAUCAAACACACAAGCGCUGUGGCACAUGCACACAGUGACGUACAUACAUGAACUUUCUGCAACCAAAACCGUUGAAAAACACACUGAACAACAAGCAACUUAAAACUAAAGACAAAAUUAAAAUAAACAUGCACACACACACACUCAUAAAUCACCCCAAUGUUACACACUCAUACACAGACCUACUUACUACAUACUAAAUACCUAAAUACAUGCAAACUAUUACACACACAGAACACCCAGGCAAAGACAGCAGCCCCUGCAGUCAUUGUGCGGGACCCCAAUAUAAAUUUAUAAAUACAUAUAUAUUAUAUAUGAUUAUAUAGCAUCAUUUUUACUCAGUGUGCUGUAAAUAUACCCUCCUUCUCUUUAUCUCUCUCUCUCUGAUAUUGUGGUAUAUACUCUCUGAGCCUGCCUGGUUUUCUUACAUGCGUAGAAAUGCCGAGUUGAUUAAAAAAAAUAUCUGGACUAUAGGAAAAAAAAAGAAAAAAAAAACGUGGUGUUAUGAAACUUCAGAAAUAUUUGUUUGAAUUAUGCUCUUAUCUCUUCAAGUUCAUUUCUGGUGUUUACUGUUGGUGCAACAGUCUAGUGUCAUUAGCACAUCAGCCUGGGAAGGUAUUAUUAUUAUUAUUAUUAUUAAUUAUAAUGAGGUUCCACCUCCUUUAUCAGAAUGCAAUGAUUGUUUUUUUGUUUUGUUUUGUUUGUUUUUUGUAUCAGUUCAAGUGAUUAGCUCACUCACGCCACCUUCAGGAAUAAAUCAGUUCUGUUCUUCAGUAGCAGGUAAUUCAGAAAAAGCAGGGUAACACAAACAAUACUGCUCUUCAUCUCUCUCUCUCUCUCUCUCUCUCUCCCUCUCUCUCUCUCUCUCUCUGUCUGAUCAACCCUCCAUAUUUCCACACCUUUUCUGUCUCUUUUGUUCUUCGUCUGCUGCUCCUCUCUGCCCCAAAAGAUCCAGAUUUUUCCAGCCUUGUACCGUCAGUGGCCACAGGCCAUGGUGGUUUUGGAGGAGGCUUAAGGGUUGAGUCGCUUACACCACGCAAUAAACAGAGACAAACUUGUCCAGUAUUAAAAUAAAUUGACUAAUCGUGUUUGUUUAAUGACAAAUUUGGAGUAUUUAAUCUGUCAUGUAUUACUUAUACAGCAUGGAGGAGAUCCAGCAGGCUGUUCCUUCUUCAGUGCUAAUCAGGUGACUCUGGUCUCUCUGUCUUUCCUUUUGCAUAGCUAUUUACUUGAAGGAGAGGGUCAGAGCUGUAGCCUACUGGUUAGUGCACAUGCAACAUAUUGAGCUUUGGUGCUCAUGUGGGCAAUGCACUUUGGCAUUGGAUAUUUCCAGAUCCGUUUUCCUCCUCUCUACCCAUCAAUUCUUGUUCUAAACAGUGCAAAUGACCAAAAAUAAAAUAAUAUUUACAUAAAGGAAAGGAUUGUUUCUCUAGAAUUGUGAAACCGGGACCAAGAAGCAGAGGUGUAGUUGCUAACUACUGUAGGAAAUCAAGUAGGCAUGAAAAUGGCCUAUUGAAGCACACAUCACAAUUCUGUAUAAAAUUACGUCUGCCCCAUUUAUAGAAGCUAAGUAUCGUUAUGCUGUUUCGGUUAUGUUUUUGUUCGCGUGGUGGGACAGGUUUGGUUGCCAUGGCAACAAUCAUAUAGAGUGUGUGUGUGUAGGUCACAAAAAGGCAACUGAUCAAUUACAACAAAAAACCCGUCCUCUGCCUUCAGUCUCCCUCCACAUACCUUAUUAAUGCCUGCAGACAAUACAUUUCUGAGAUAAGCUGUUGCAAUCGUCUGCCACAAGAUGGCGUUAACGCAAUUCAUUCCCCCACACGACUUUCUCUCUCUCUCUCUCUUUGUCCUUUUCAAGCAGUAGAACUUCCAGUUAGUGAUGAAUCCAUUUUUAAAUUAUGUUGUUUACUUUUAUUCUGCUGUAGAUGUGUAAACUGUUGUUUGCAAUCUUAUGUUCCAUUCUGGGGGUUUUUCUUCUUCAUUUUGUAUGAGUAGAUGUCUUAGACUGGAAGGUGUAGAUAAAAGUUUCCAUGACUUAUGUUUUGUUUUAUAAUCUGACAUUUUUUAAAACAACUUCAUGUAAUUAGUGUUGCCUUGAAAAUGUUUUAAUACGCACUCAGUUGAGCAAAGUCACUGGCACACAGAUGUAUGCGUGUGCAUGUGUCUGUGUUUGUGUGUGGAAGACUCUCACGCCGGCCCAUCAAACAGAUGCAGGAAACAAUAAAAGUAUUAUUACAUUCUGUUUAAUGAAGUUAUGUUAGAUUAAUUUUUGAAAGAUAAGUCUUCCUUUUGCAUAAAUAUUCAUAUCAUGUGGAGCUAAUUUGUUAUAUAUGUUGGUUUGUAUUAUGGCCAAUGAUGUCAUCUAAAUGGGACUAAACUCUGAGGUCAUCAUCAUUGUGGGUUCCGUUUGUUUGAUGGUCUGUUUAGACAGUAUUCACUUUUUGUUACAAAAAAGAGAUCCCUUGUUAACUUCAAAAUAAAUAUACA
Messenger RNA from Myxocyprinus asiaticus (Chinese sucker), 4790 nucleotides. It is a transcript of the gene cadm3, whose product is annotated as cell adhesion molecule 3. The transcript has 12 exons. NCBI's taxonomy places the organism in Eukaryota, Metazoa, Chordata, Actinopteri, Cypriniformes, Catostomidae. Gene Ontology annotation, biological process: homophilic cell-cell adhesion. The record is from RefSeq and is a predicted model, not a curated record. Gene Ontology annotation, cellular component: presynaptic membrane. The coding region runs from base 269 to 1915 and encodes 548 amino acids.